AUGCCCAGUCCCGUCUGGUCAGAUAAGAGCGCUGCUACUCACGCAUUCAAUCCUACCCUAGCCAACACUCACCAAGACCCCAAACCACAAUCCCGAAACGCGAACUACAGAAUGCCACACGGCUUCGACAAACUCCUUCACCAUGAACCAGAGCUAGAAUCACCCCCUUCACCACCCAGACGACCAUCCACCCAAUCCAGAUACCACCUCCACAUCCGACAACAGCCCAUCGCGGCACGAGCCUGCGGCGCAGGCGACAGAGAUCGUCGCCCCGUCGACCCGCCCCCAAUCGUGCAGAUCCUCCUCACCGAUUUCGACUCAACCUCAGAAGAAGACAGAGACCUCCUCCAAGACCCCCGCUUCACAGUAGGCUGUCUACUAUUCCCCGUCUCGCCCUCGUUGCCAUGGGCUGAACCAGCAGAGACACCCGCGCGCGAACGCGACCAAGAUCAAGACCGGGACCGGGACCGGGAUCGGAAUCGUGAUAGAGAAAGAGAAACAGACGGCGUCGCCCGUACAGACGAUAACUUCUCAACGCCACUACUAGCCGGCAAAGCAUUCAUGUCCCCCUUUUACGUCGACGCCGAUCCAGACCCAAACUCCGCACCCGCUCAUCCAUCCUCCAUAACCGAUCCACAUCCCUCCAGCCCCGUCUACAACCACGCCGCCUCGCGUCUCCAUCAGCCAGCUACCUUUUUCAUCUUUGCGGAUCUUUCGAUUCGCUCGGCGGGACUAUAUAGGCUCCAGUUCCGAUUGAUGAAUUGGGGAUCCGUUGAGGAUACGGGGCAGUCGAUGCCGAUUCUUGCGGAGGCGUGGUCUGAUCCGUUCCGGGUAUAUCCUGCGAAGGAUUUUCCUGGGAUGAGGGAUUCGUCGAUUCUAGCGGAGGGGUUGAAGGAGCUUGGGUUUGUGGAGUUGAAGACGAGGGGGCAUGGGAAGGGGAAGGGGAAGAAGAGACGAUGA
Messenger RNA from Penicillium griseofulvum, 960 nucleotides. RefSeq names its product velvet factor family protein. The coding region runs from base 1 to 960 and encodes 319 amino acids. The transcript has a single exon. NCBI's taxonomy places the organism in Eukaryota, Fungi, Ascomycota, Eurotiomycetes, Eurotiales, Aspergillaceae. The record is from RefSeq and is a predicted model, not a curated record.